Messenger RNA from Naegleria gruberi, 1467 nucleotides. RefSeq lists its product as uncharacterized. Gene Ontology annotation, biological process: translation. NCBI's taxonomy places the organism in Eukaryota, Heterolobosea, Eutetramitea, Acrasida, Naegleriidae. The coding region runs from base 1 to 1467 and encodes 488 amino acids. The record is from RefSeq and is a predicted model, not a curated record. Gene Ontology annotation, molecular function: GTP binding; GTPase activity. The transcript has a single exon.
AUGUCUGAUCAUAGAAAAAUCAAACCCGAAGAAUUUAAUCUAGUCUUGAUUGGAUUUGUAGACUGCGGAAAAUCAACACUUGGUGGUCAAUUGGUAAGAAAAAUUAAACCACAAGUUUAUGAACAAUUAAAGCGUCAAUGUGAGCUUUAUCAGCAAGGACAACAAGCGAUUUUUCAACGAUUUGGAAUUCAAUCAUGGAUGGGAAAUAGAAAUCAUUUUCAUAUCUCUUCACUCAUGCUGGAUUCUCCAACUCAGGCAGAGAGAGAAAUAAGUACUGAUGUGAAUGCUAAACAUGUAAUUGAAUUGUCUGCUUGUCAAUUUCGGAUUAUUGACACACCUGGACAUGGUGAUUUUAUAAAGAAGACAAUUCAAGGGAUUUCGAUGGGAAAUGUUUGUUUGAUGGUGGUUAGUGCAUCUGAUGGAGAGUUUGAAGCUGGAUUCCACCGAGAGAAUCUAUCAUUUUCUUAUAAGCAGCAACUAAUUUAUUCAAAAGUUGCUGGAAUUGAGAGGUUCAUAGUGUGUGUCAAUAAGAUGGAUUGUGUGAAAUAUUCAGAGAAGAGAUUUUUGGAAAUUAAAACAAGUAUUGGUAAAUUAAUCAAGACAGUUGGAAUCAAGCAAGAAAUUCCAUUCAUUCCAAUUUGUGGAGAGUGUGGAGAUAAUGUUUUUGAGAGGUCAGAAAAUAUGAAAUGGUAUUGUGGAAAAACACUCACUGAAACGUUGAAUAAUAUGGAAACCAACUUUCAAAGGACUGUUGAGGAAUGUUUGCGAGAGCCAUUGAGAAUUGCAAUUUUUAAACCCAAGUUGCCGAAUGGCAUUCUUGCUGGAUAUAUUAUUAGUGGAAUGGUUAAGGUUGGAAUGACAGUUCAAAUUCCACGAGUGCAUAGUGGAGAAUUGAUUAAUGUGAGAGUGAAGAAUAUUCAAAUUUCACAUACCAACAAGGAGAGAGCAUUUUCCAACUCUCUGGUUGGUAUUGAAUUCGAUAAUCUGCCACCAACUAAAACUGGUUACAUAAUAAGCGAUCCAUAUUUUUCACCAUGUAAGGCAGCAUCCAGGUUUAUAGCACAAAUUUCAAUAAUUAAUACUCCUAAACCCUCAAUAAGGGCUGGUUAUGCUCCAAUAGUACAUUGUGGGCUAGCUUUUGCCAAUACUAAAUUUGAGAAAUUGAUUGGGAUAUUGAAUCCUACAGAUAGCUCAAUAAUAAUUGAGGAAAAUCCAUCCUGUCUUGAAAUAGGAGAUGUAGCACUUGUUGAAUUGGCACCUACUGUUCCAUUAUUUGUGGAUAGCUACAAUGAUUGCAACAAACUUGGAAGAAUUAUAAUUAGGGAUGGACGUGCAACUAUUGCUGUUGGUACCAUUGUUAAAGUCAAUUAUAGAAGGAACCAAUUUACAUUAUUUCCUAACAAGUUUAAUUAUAUUGUCAAGUCACCACAUCCAUUUACAGAUCUUUCAAUUAUCAAUAGAAAAUAA